This is a messenger RNA of Rhodamnia argentea, 912 nucleotides long. RefSeq names its product probable F-box protein At5g04010. NCBI's taxonomy places the organism in Eukaryota, Viridiplantae, Streptophyta, Magnoliopsida, Myrtales, Myrtaceae. Gene Ontology annotation, biological process: gibberellic acid mediated signaling pathway; SCF-dependent proteasomal ubiquitin-dependent protein catabolic process. The transcript has a single exon. The record is from RefSeq and is a predicted model, not a curated record. Gene Ontology annotation, molecular function: protein binding. Gene Ontology annotation, cellular component: SCF ubiquitin ligase complex. The coding region runs from base 17 to 781 and encodes 254 amino acids.
GCACUAGGCCAAAGCCAUGUCGGCUGGCCCUCCGCCCCAGAACCACCCUCCUCCGCCGUGGGAAGUCGUCCUCCUCGUCUCUCACCACCUCGACCCCAAAACCCUGGCGGUCGCCUCCUGCGUCUGCAAGUCGUGGUGCGCCUCCAUGUCCUCAGACAACCUCUGGAAACCCGUGUGCGCCUCCCACUUCCCUUCUCUCUCCGCCCUCCAGUCCACACAUCCCGCCCUCCCCUACCGCCGCCUCUAUGCCCUCGGCCUUGCCGCCGCCAGGUGCCGAGCACGUGCCCCCGCAAAGCCCCACCUGUCCCUUGAUGACCUCACGUUCGUCGUCGACGUGUGGUCCCAGGACCUCCACAUCACCACCAUGUCGAAGCCGGGGGAUGAGAUCGCGCCUGACCCGAACAGGCUGUUCCGGUUCGAGCUCGUUGCCGAUGAGGAGCGCCUGUCGGCAAUGGAGAUCAUGGACCACGUGAGGAUCACGUGGAUUGUGGCGCUGAGAGGGUGGAAGGCGGUGUUCACGAUGAUGGAGUGCGAAGGGAAGGCAAGCUUCAUUCCCGGGGCCGAGGGUUGGUUCUCGCAGGAGCUGCCGUCGCCAGAGUGCUGCUCAAGCGCCACCGCCAGCGGGCUCGUGGCGGACUUGAAGUUAGGGUUUGGUAGCAGGAAUGUGACGGGGGGGAGAAUCAAGGUCGAGAGAGUAAGCGUGGGAAUUCUGAGUAUGUCGCGAUGGAGGUACGCAAGUAUGGAGGAUGGUUUGAGGUACUUGCAGAACUUUCUAGCUUGACGUAGGAAUGUGAAAGUUUUUAUGUCGGUUGAUAACGUGGAAAGGGAGGAUAUCUCUCUUUGUUGUUUUUGUCGUUAUUGUGAGUAAAAAUUGAAAAAAAAAUCUAAUUAUUCUCAGGCAAAAUGGAUUUG